Raphanus sativus (radish) is the source of this 702-nucleotide messenger RNA. RefSeq names its product wall-associated receptor kinase-like 22. Gene Ontology annotation, biological process: cell surface receptor signaling pathway; protein phosphorylation. Gene Ontology annotation, cellular component: plasma membrane. The transcript is spliced from 2 exons. Gene Ontology annotation, molecular function: ATP binding; protein serine/threonine kinase activity. NCBI's taxonomy places the organism in Eukaryota, Viridiplantae, Streptophyta, Magnoliopsida, Brassicales, Brassicaceae. Bases 1 to 702 code for a protein of 233 amino acids. The record is from RefSeq and is a predicted model, not a curated record.
AUGCGAAUCAAGCGCAACAGAGGUUUAGUGUUGCUGAAACAAAUUAUCUCAACGGGAGGCAGCGUCUACACAACAAAAAUAUUCACUUCAAAGGAGUUAGCCAAAGCAACCGGAAACUUUAGCAAAACUAGGGUCCCUGGCCACGGUAGCCAAGGCAGGGUAUAUAAGGGUAUGCUUAUCGACGAAAUUCAGAUUCAAAAUUUCAUUAACGAGCUCGUCGUUCUAUCGCAUUUAAGUCACAUGAACAUCGUUAAGCUUAUUGGGUUUUGCCUUGAGACGCAGGUUCCUCUUCUCGUUUAUGAAUACAUCUCCCACGGAAACCUUUGGGAAGUGCGCGUAGGAAUUGCAAAAGAGAUAGCUGAAUCGCUUUGUUACUUCCACACCACGGCAUCGACUCCGAUAUUCCAUAGGGAUAUUGAAACGGCCAACAUUAUGUUGGAUGGUAACAAUAGAGCCAAGCUUACUGAUUUUGGAAUCUCAAAAUCAGAAUCUGAAGAUCAAACCCAUCUCACUACAAUAGUGAUAGGCACCUCCGGGAAUCUAGAUCCUGAAUACUAUCAAUCAAACCAGUACACCGAGAAAAGCAAUGUGUACAGUUGGCAUUGUGCUUUCCGAGCUUAUUACUGGCGAGAAGCCGAUUUGUUUCAACCGGUCACCGGAAAACAGAACGCUUGCAUCCUAUUUCAACCGUGCCAUGAAUGA